CUCCAAUUUGUAUUUAUAAGCUCGUAGUGACCCAUUCACAUAUAUGAGUAUAGCUUUGGAAAUAGUUUAGUGUAGUAUUUUGGAUAAUAACUUUUUGGGUGUGCCUACGGUGACAUGCAUGUCACGGUAAUUUGUACUUUCCGGUCGACCUCAGUUAGAAUUAGGUCGACCUCAUAUAGGAUUAGGUCGACCUAAUCCUGUAUGAGGUCGACUGAAAAGUGCAUAUCACCGUAGCAAAUUCCUUAACUUUUUUAUAUAGGUUUUUUUUAAUAGUAUUUUGGAUAAUAACUUUAGGAAAGCAAUGUUUUAGCAAAAACCCAUUCAAACUACAAUUUGCACUUCUGUAAUAUGGUUACAUUUUUUUUUUGUUUUUUUUUUUUUUUUUGUAAAAAAGUACAAACUCAUGCCUCUAUAUAAAUGAUCUGAAUAGUGCGAGUGAAAAGGAAGGUGGACAAAGGCGAAGCAAACCAUGGUGACGCAGGAAGUAAGCGAGUCCACCACCGUCAGGAUCCUCUGCUCUAAAGCAGUAAGCAGCGCAGCCGAGCCGGGCCUCCAUUGGCUAAUCGGAUCUCCAUUUCUCCCGCCUUUCACCAUCGUUUCCGUCUUCAGAUGCAUUCACUUUCAGCCCAACACCCGUGUUCCGGAUUAUGCUAGAGAAUCGGAGGAUAUUCGACCGCUGCUAGUCAAGGGAUUUGAAGUAAUUGGAGCGUUGCUAGUUGGCAGCAGCUCGGAUAUUGAAAAUGCAGGCCGCGAAGCUCUCGAUUCUUGCCGUAGCCUGAGAAAGCUCCUCUCCGAUGUCGGAGAAGCGAAAUCAAGGAAUUGGGAAUUGAUAGGGGCAGUUUCAGGAUCAGAGAACGGUGGUCUUCGGUUCUUCAUAUGCAAGAAUGGGAACUCGACGAGGAUUGAAGGUAUCAAUUCUGUUGCUUACGAAGAUCACCCUGAGCAUUACGUUUGGGAGAAAGGUUGUCUCUUACGAUGCGAGCUCCCGAUCAAGUUGCCUUUUUGUGUUCCAGUGGGCAACCAGUCUGGCGCCGAGAAGAUGUUUGGUAAUGCAAUUGAAGCAGUCAUUGCUAAGUUCAAAGAACCACAGGCUGUAUACUGCCUGGAAAUGUUAUGCAAGGACUCUGCAGAAGGGCCCGUGAUUCUUCGUGCUACGGACUUGGAUUUUAAAGCAGAAGUCUCCGUGGUGAAGUCUACGGGUGAUGAAUCAUCGGAAGCUUCUGAUUUGAAAGAUUUGAAAUGUGCGCAUUUCUGUUCGAAGAGUAAAUCCACCCCUUCAACUUUGUCAAUAGAGAAUGCAGAUACAAUCCAAGUGAGUGUGCUACUUAAUAAAUCAGCAAAAUCUCCAAAGGCCAGUGUACCAAUUGCAGAAUAUUUUCCAGCUUUGGAAGAAACAAAACUUCUGGUUGCCGAGUUAAAGCUAGACGUUAUCUGCUAUGCGGCCAAAGAUGUGCCGCUUCAAGUUGCUGUUUCGAAGCUGGUAGUCCCUGCUUUAGUUGACCAGUUGAAUUCAAUGAAGAGAUUACUUGUUCCGAAUCUUGUAGCACAGCAUCCCCGGCUGUAUCCUUAUCACUUUAAUCCACCAGGGCUGUUGCAUCCAAUAACUGUUAUCUAUGAACUCAAUUAUGGGGAGGAAGAAAUGAAGCAAGUUGACAUCAGAAAAUCUUUGCACUUGAGAUUGGGAUUACCUGUUGAUCGUCCUCUCCUAAGAAUCGCCAAUGCCCUGAAUCUCUCUUCGCUGAAAGAUAAUCCUGCGAGAAACUAUGGGCGGAAAGGCACCAGUAUGCUCAAGGAUGUACACAUUGGGAUUAAUACUAGUGGAGUCUCUGGAGGUGUCACCUCUCUUGUUCAGGGUUCUUAUGAAUACUAUCACUAUCUUCAGGAUGGCUUUGAUGACUCGGGCUGGGGUUGUGCCUACCGCUCUCUGCAGACUAUUAUCUCGUGGUUCAAACUUCAGCAUUAUACAGCCGUUGAUGUCCCUUCUCAUAGGGAAAUACAACAAGCACUCGUCGAAAUUGGUGACAAAGAGCCCCCUUUUGUGGGAUCCCGUGAUUGGAUUGGUGCCAUCGAGUUGAGCUUUGUCUUGGAUAAGCUUCUUGGUGUAAGUUGCAAAAUCAUGAACGUCAGAUCAGGGGCCGAGCUUCCCGAAAAAUGUAGAGAGCUGGCACUCCACUUCGAGAAUCAAGGCACACCGGUUAUGAUCGGAGGAGGUGUUCUUGCAUACACCCUGCUGGGAGUGGACUACAAUGAGGGAACUGGGGAUUGCGCAUUUCUGAUACUUGAUCCUCAUUUCACAGGGAACGACGAGCACAAAAAGAUAGUGAAUGGGGGAUGGUGCGGUUGGAAGAAAGCUGUUGAUAGCAAGGGAAAGAAUUUCUUCUUGCACGAUAAAUUCUACAAUCUUCUGCUCCCGCAGCGCCCCAACAUGGUUUAGCUCUCCUGUUUUUUUAUUACCGGACCCGAACUGACGAUUUCCUUUGCUACUUAGUGAGCUCUAUUUUAGUUAAACUAACGUACCUUUUGGUAUAAAUGAAUUUUAUAAGUUUUGAGAAAUUUAUUUUGAAAUGAAAUAUUUUUGUAUUUGGUAUUAAAAGGAAUUCAUUUUCAGCUGACGAUUUCCUUUGCUACUUAGUGAUCACAUUCAGCUGCUCUAUUUUAGUUAAACUAACGUACCUUUGAUAUAAAUGAAUUUUAUAAGUUUUGAGAAAUUCAUUUUGAAAUGAAAUAUUUUUGUGUUUGGUAUUAAAAGGAAUUUUCAAUUCUAAAAUUUGAAUUCUACGGAAUUGGAACUAGUUAUAGCAAUUCCGAGGAAUUGAGAUGGAAUUUCCAAAUGAAUUCCACAAGUAUUUACUAAUUAUAAAAGAAUGACUUGAUUAUCCUCUUAUAUUAACUAAAUUACUUAUACAUAUAACAUAUCAAACACAAGAAUUCAUUUGACAAUGAAUUCUACACGAUACUUCAUUUUAUUUCUAAAGAUUUGAAUAUAACAUACCAAACAUAAAAUUUCAUUUGACAAUGAAUUCUACACGAUAAUUCAUUUUAUAAUGAAAUAAAUUCUUGAUUCAUUUGGUACCAAACUGUCUGUAAAUAUAGAUCUUGUUCAUCAUGGCAUAUGUGUUUUCCCCCUUUCUUCUUUUCAUUUUGUCUGGGUUGAAUUCGCUUUGAAUCCUACCGAUAAGGUUUGUUUUUAUCCAAAAGAGUUGGUUGAUUUGAUAGAUCAACUUAUAUUAAGCGUAUUGUGGGACUUGAUUGACUUGCAAAAUAGUUGAGGGGCUCAUUGCCAAAAUGAAGAAGUUGUGGGAAUUAGUAGGCCAUGGUCAAGAUAGCCGGUAUGAUACCAGUUGAUAUUGUUAUGUCAGUUUUAAGUUAUAUGGUUCGACUUAUAAUAUAAUAAAUUUAUACCAGUUCAUGUCAAUUAGAUUUAUACCGGUUCAUUUCAAUUUUAACAAAAAUUAUUUUGUCAAUUUUAACAAAACUAUAGGAAAUUGAGAAAUUAUUAGCACUAAAUUGAUUUAGCUAUAUAUAUAACAUAUGUGAACAAAAUCUAUCUAAAUUCUACAUUUAUAUUUAAAUAAAAUAUUACAUACCAAACAAAAUGAAAAAUACUCAUAUUUAAAUACAACAUUUAACGCUAACACUCAAAUGUAUAUACUUGAAUCCAACAAAUAAUAUAAAGGGUAAUGUCUAUUUUUAUUCAAUUUUUUUUCAUAUUCUUUUAUAUUAUCCAAAUCUAUCGAAAUACUAAGAAUGAGUCAAAUGUUAACUUUCAGUUAGCAAUUUUAUUAGUAAUAUAGACUUGGCAAUAUGAUACUGACUUGGAAGAGACACAUGAAGGUCAACAUUGCAAAAUUUUAGUAUUUUAGCUAAGAAAAGAGUUAUAAAAUUAUUAACGAUAA
Molecule: messenger RNA, 3896 nt
Organism: Linum trigynum
Lineage: Eukaryota; Viridiplantae; Streptophyta; Magnoliopsida; Malpighiales; Linaceae
Source: the annotation of a GenBank genome assembly